This is a messenger RNA of Ostrea edulis (European flat oyster), 690 nucleotides long. RefSeq names its product putative nuclease HARBI1. NCBI's taxonomy places the organism in Eukaryota, Metazoa, Mollusca, Bivalvia, Ostreida, Ostreidae. The record is from RefSeq and is a predicted model, not a curated record. The transcript has a single exon. The coding region runs from base 1 to 690 and encodes 229 amino acids.
AUGGCGGUGAACAGGAGAAAUUUUAAAGAGAGGAAAGAUUGUUUAAGAGAAUAUUCAAAUGCAGAAUUGAUCAAACGUUUCAGAUUAGAUAUGAAUGGAAUCCAAUUCGUUGAAAACAUUAUUGGUAAUGAAAUUCGAGCGGGAUCUUUAAGAAAUCAUGCUUUAACAUCAACCCAGAAAUUAUUAUUGACACUUAGAUACUUAGCAACGGGCAAAAUGCAACUAUGUAAUGGGGAUGACAUGGGCGUUUCGCAGCCUACAGUUUCGAGGGCAAUAUCAGUGACACUGCAAAGCCUAUCUUCGGACAGAAUGGUGCAGCAAUUUAUCAGGUUUCCCGUGCAAGCUGACCAAAUUCGUCGAAAUCAAGAGCACUUUUUCCAAGUCGCAGGAUUUCCUGGGAUUGUUGGUGCUAUUGAUGGGACACAUGUGCAGAUUAUUGCCCCAAGUGUUGAUGAAAAUGAAUUUAUAAACAGGCAUCAUUACCACAGCAUAAAUGUACAAGUUGUUUUUGAUGCCAGUUACAAAAUUCUUGAUAUUGUGGCAAAGUGGCCUGGUUCAACCCAUGAUUCGAGGAUUUUGAGGGAGAGUGGACUUCAUGUUUUGUUUGAAAAAACUACAUCCCAGUGCACACCCAUCUCCUUGGCGACAGUGGCUAUCCAUCUCGCAGAUGGUUACUCACUCCCUUCUUGA